AUGGCCACCACGUCCGAUUCUCCCACCGUCCAGGAGCCGCUCCCCAUCUUCAAGCUCGCGCAGCGGUACCUCGUCUACGAUGCCGACACGGUCACCUACCUACGACGAGAGCACAACAUCUGCGGCGUCUUGAUCGGCGGUCUCCCGCAAGCGCCUCAGCAGAAUGUCUUUUCUGGUCUGCCGCUUGAGUUGCUGCCGGAGGAGGCACGGUUGCUGGUAGAGAAGCGUGUGGCAUAUGUCGUGGAUGAUGUCGCGAAGCAUCGUCGAGCCUUCCUCGAGGAUGGGAUGAGCGCGGAAGAGCGAAGAGCCUAUCAAGCCGCUUUGCGAAAGCAAGGACUUGCUGCUGCUGGUGAGAAGAAUAGGAAAAGCGAGCAGAGGAAGAAGGCUACGCUGGAGAAACUGGGCACGGAGAAUUGGAAUGAUCUGCCCGAGGAUAUGCUGAAACCCAGAUCAGACCGUAGGAAACGUCAAGGAGGCUCGUCUGAAGGCUCCACGAUCCAACCAAAUGACACCCCGGACGACGAGACACUCUUCGACUCGCCAGGAGCAGCAGCUCUGUGCAAAGCCAGCACUCCCCACAACGCGAGGUCAGCUGAGCCUCAGCCCUUCUUCGUUACACCAACGACAUCGUACCCUCCUUUACAAUCUGCAGCCCCGCCAAGCGAGUCAACCCACGUGGACGCCCCAGACGCGCCACAGUCCUAUCCAAUUUUCCGGUACUUGCACGACCAAGGCUACUUCCUUGCGCCCGGAUUGCGCUUCGGGUGCCAGUACAUGGCGUACCCCGGAGACCCGCUCCGCUUCCACUCGCACUUCCUGGUCAACGGCAUGGACUGGGAUCAAGAGUUUGACCUACUCGACCUCGUCACUGGCGGACGUCUUGGGACUGGGGUAAAGAAGGGCUUCCUGCUCGGAGGCCAGGAAGAAGGUGGUGAAGGCAGGGACAAGGGUGCCGCGAAGUCUGGGGACGAAACGAGCCGGGGCGUGAGAUCAUUCUGUAUCGAGUGGGGAGGCAUGUAG
Molecule: messenger RNA, 1020 nt
Organism: Saxophila tyrrhenica
Lineage: Eukaryota; Fungi; Ascomycota; Dothideomycetes; Mycosphaerellales; Extremaceae
Gene: SEN34
Product: tRNA-splicing endonuclease subunit
Exons: 1
Coding region: 1-1020 (339 amino acids)
Biological process (GO): tRNA-type intron splice site recognition and cleavage; tRNA splicing, via endonucleolytic cleavage and ligation
Cellular component (GO): tRNA-intron endonuclease complex
Molecular function (GO): tRNA-intron lyase activity; nucleic acid binding
Source: RefSeq, a predicted model, not a curated record